AAAUUUCACAGUCUUUUCUUCUUUAUUUUGUCUUGGUCCAUUGAAUAGAACUUCGUCUUUAUCGUCGAGCUACAUGCGAGUACGGCUGUUCGUUGAUGGCGAGCGAUUUAGCGGAAUUUGCUUUAUUAGCUGCUAAUUGUAACAGCUUGCCCCGACAGCUGUUUUUCGAAGGAUAAUUGAAGUAUUUUUCAAUCUCAAAGUUUACCAAAUUACAUUCUAAUUGUUCGAAAGCAUCGGUAUUUGCCACGUUCUUUAGGAGAAUGUAUCGAAUCGCAUUGAUACAAAUUUGAAACAUUUGCCACAAGUGCUACACAAAUUAUUUAAAAAACAACGCGUGGCCCGAAUAUUAACUUAAUCCCUCGGGUAAAUAUGACAUAUAAGUGUUUCCCAAUCGUUAAGAACCAAAUAUUUGCCGGCCUCGUUAGUUUUUAUUGCAUUUAUAAUACGGCAGUUGCAAAGAAACAGAACCGGGCUUCACUGUUUUAGUUAUAAUUUCAUUGCUAUAGCGUGUGUGACGGGUCAGAACGCGGCGUUCCUGCUUUCGUGAUCUGUUUUAAAAGUUAUGCUGUUUCAACGAUACCUUACAAAAUUUUUAUAAAGAGAUUUAUUCCUACUGAAUAAAGAGGACAAAUGACUAAUUGUAAAACCAUUCAAUAUAUUUCGGUCUUUCGAAAUGAGACGUUUUUAUUUGCAUGAAAUCACGCAAGAUCAAGUCAUUUUCAACUGACGUUUUUUCAAGUGAUGUUUGAAGUUUGAAGGCGAAUCAUUGACAUCUCAUUGGAGGAAAUGUAUUUGUCGGUUUCGCGAGCAGAUUUUUGCUGUUAUUUGCUUGAAGAAUUCGGUUAGAGGAACUUGCCCGUUCUGGUUGAUUCGUUCUUUCCACAUAAGGAAAAAGAGCUCUUUGAUUUGAGUAAAUAAAUUCAUCAGUCGAGUCAUGGCGACGUCGGUUGCCGGUAACGACGCCAUACUGAUUGGCUCCCCGCUACCCGUAGCCAUAACAACUGCACAUCAGCGGUCCACGCGCGUGGAAUAUGAACACACACGCGGUUCUCACACUUAUCGUUUUCGAUAAAGAUAUGAGUUGUUUAUUUGCACGUAGAAACUGAGAUAAACGUGCAGCCAUGAUCCAUGGUUGGUCUUGGACGAACGUGAACGCCGAGAACAUAAUGGAAGGGAGAAUUCCAUCUUGAGUACAAUGAUUACGCUUUCGGGAAAACGCGAUUUUGGAUUUCUUAAUUUGAAAUUUUAUAAAUGAGGAUGGAAAAAUCUCAGAUUGUUGUGAAGCAGCCACCUCAACUGAAACAGAUAAGGUCAGUAAGUGUAGCCAGCAAUCCGGAUGAAAAAGACAAAGUUAAAGUGAACUUGAGCAAUAGUUGUUUCAACGCCAUACCAGUGGGAAAGAAACCAUUAGAUUUGGAUCUGACCAAUCUCAAUUGGCUGCAAAAUAACAACUUGCUCAGAGGAAUCCAUUCUGGAAAUAAGACGGGCUGUAUAUCUCCACCACAAGAUAUGGAUAUGGAUUUAUCCUUUGUGCCGGGGACACAUAUUCUAGGUGGUGCUGUUAAACACAACAGCUCAUCAAAGAUGAACCUUAAUAAUGUCAAGAACAGUCCUCGCAAGCCGCCUUACUCAUUUUCUUCGCUUAUAUUUAUGGCAAUUGAGGAUUCUCCUAACAAGAGAUUGCCUGUGAAAGACAUUUAUCAAUGGAUUACAGAAAGAUUUCCGUACUUUCGAAAUGCUCCAUUGGGAUGGAAGAAUUCUGUGCGACAUAACUUGUCAUUGAACAAAUGCUUCAAGAAAGUUGACAAGGAUAAGGGACAGGUAACAGAUGUGAUAGCAAUGGGAUCUUUAUGGUGUGUCGAUGUGGACUAUCGACAUCUCAUGCAAGCACUGAGAAAAACACCUUCAUUUCAUCCUUAUGUUCAGUGGACCACACCUCCGCCUUCACCACAAAGACUAAGUGGUUCAACAGCCAGGGCUUUAGAGUCAACUCUACUACAGAGCAUCACUCAAAGCGGAAGGAGCACACCAAAUGUUGAUCCAGAAGCCGAGGCAGCUGCGGUUGCCACUAUGUGUUUGAUGGGUGGUAACAGGUCCUCCGAGGAUGUUGAAUCAAUCAAAGUCAAAUCAAGGCCCCAGAGAAGUACUUUCUCUGAUUUACUUUCAGUUGCAGUCUCAUUGGAUAAAGCUCAAAGAAGUCGGAAAAAAGGUCGAGGGAUGUCGCCAAGCUCGUCAAUGGACAGUGAAUACGAGUUCUAUCAACACUGCUCCGACGAAUCAGACAGGGAGCACGAAAGCGAGGCCAUGGACUCUUUAAUAAACGACGAUUCGCUAGAAGAUAGCGGCUACGGUGAUAGUCUUCCCAAGUCUCGAUCAUCAGAAAAGAACUGUGAUGUCAUUGAUGGCGCGGACGCCUUACUGGAACUAGCGAGUAAGGCGUGUGCCCUGAAGCGAAUGUCAAUUAGAGAGGGGAAAGGGGGCAGUGCUUCGUGAUUGGUGAUGAUUGAGACUGGAAGACAUGAAUUUGGAGAGGAACGGUUGUUGCCUUGAUUGGCGACGUGAUUUGAAUCCAUGGGAGGCUUAUAGGAGCUGAACGACCAGAAUUUCUGUACGGCGAUCAGGGAUAAGUGUACGAUUGAAUGGUAUCCAGUUCUCUGCGCAUCUCGAUGAAGGGGGCGUGAAUGGUAUCCAGUUCUCCGCGCAUCUCCAUGAAGGGUGCAAUAUAUUCUCUUCUGGGUGAAUACAACAUGGACUUAAAUAAACAUGGUCUCGUAUAGUUGUACGAUAUAAAACACUACUUUUAUAGCUGAGUGUUGUGGUGCAAGUGACGGUUGCAGGGUUUUAGCAUAUUUUUUACGCACGCGCAAUCGUUACAGUUCGUUCACCAAACUACUGCAUAUACCUACUUGGUGCCGGUUGCACGAAUCCUGGAUAGCGUUGUCCAUUGGAUGAUGAACGUAUGAAAAAAAAAUGGUCUUAUUUUCUUCAGAAAAAUUAAAACUUCUAAUGUUGUAAAAAAUUGCAACCUUGUCGUGUUGGAUUGUAAAGAAGUUGAUUUGAAUGGUAUCCGGGCUUCGUGCUAAUGGUGUUCGUUCACAUCAGCUUGCAUGUGGUUGGCUAACUUUGUGCGCUUGACGUGAUGUGGUUAAGGCCUGUUUUAGGAUAUUUUAAUUACACUGAGGAUGUAAUUUGUGUAACCAAUGAAUACUUAUUUAAUCGAAUCGCAUUCGUUAAUGAAACAAAAGCAAAAUAGAUAUAUUUUUCACGUGACAUUAUACAGUAUACGCGCGAGAAAAA
This is a messenger RNA of Xenia sp. Carnegie-2017, 3297 nucleotides long. Its product is annotated as forkhead box protein N3-like. Gene Ontology annotation, cellular component: nucleus. NCBI's taxonomy places the organism in Eukaryota, Metazoa, Cnidaria, Anthozoa, Malacalcyonacea, Xeniidae. Gene Ontology annotation, biological process: regulation of DNA-templated transcription. Gene Ontology annotation, molecular function: DNA-binding transcription factor activity; cis-regulatory region sequence-specific DNA binding. The record is from RefSeq and is a predicted model, not a curated record.